UUGCACACAGUUCCAUGGAGCAGUUUUGUCUCGUUGAUCACCUUGCAAAGCCAGUCCAAUAGUGCUUGUCUCACUCUUCAUAUAAUUGAUGUUUGAUGCGAUGAUAGCGUACUCGUUUCUUUGUCACUACAUGCAAUACCCUUAUUAUUUCCCUCCUAUGUUUCUUUGGCGCUACUAUAUACUUUGAGAUUUCUUUCACUUUUUCUCGUCAGAUUCUCUCACUCCUUAGCUUCAUCUCAUUCCUUACCUCAGCAUCAUAAAUCAAAGGUUUCAGCAGAUCCUGUGGACAUCAUAACUAAAUAUUGUGAAGAUGGAUAAGAUAACUAAUGUUACUGAGUAUGAGGCAAUUGCGAAGGAAAAAUUGCCAAAGAUGAUUUAUGACUACUAUGCAUCAGGGGCAGAGGAUCAAUGGACUUUGAAAGAGAACCGAAAUGCAUUCUCAAGGAUUCUGUUCCGACCACGUAUUCUUGUUGAUGUAAGCAAGAUAGACUUGACUACAACUGUAUUGGGCUUCAAAAUAUCAAUGCCUAUCAUGAUUGCUCCUACAGCCAUGCAAAAGAUGGCUCACCCUGAAGGAGAAUACGCUACUGCUAGAGCAGCAUCAGCAGCUGGCACAAUCAUGACACUGUCCUCAUGGGCUACUUCUAGUGUUGAGGAGGUUGCUUCAACAGGACCCGGCAUUCGUUUUUUCCAACUUUAUGUGCUUAAAGACAGAAACGUGGUUACUCAGCUUGUGAGAAGAGCUGAAAGAGCUGGUUUCAAGGCAAUUGCUCUUACCGUGGACACUCCAGUUCUUGGUCGUAGAGAGGCUGACAUUAAAAACAGGUUUACAUUGCCACCGCACCUCAUAUUGAAGAAUUUUGAAGGAUUGGAUCUUGGAAAGUUGGACAAGACUAAUGACUCUGGUCUUGCCUCUUAUGUUGCUGGGCAAAUGGAUCGAUCACUCAACUGGAAGGAUGUCAAAUGGCUUAAAACAAUCACUUCAUUGCCAAUUUUAGUGAAGGGUGUACUUACUGCUGAAGAUACAAGGAUCGCCAUACAAGCUGGAGUUGCUGGAAUCAUUGUUUCCAAUCAUGGAGCUCGCCAACUCGACUAUGUCCCAGCAACUAUUAUGGCUUUGGAAGAGGUUGUGAAGGCUGCAGCAGGAAAAGUUCCUGUUUUUCUGGAUGGUGGAGUUCGCCGAGGGACAGAUGUUUUUAAAGCACUGGCUCUUGGAGCAGCUGGUGUAUUUAUUGGAAGACCUGUGGUGUUCUCUUUGGCUGCUGAUGGUGAGGCUGGUGUAAGAAAAGUACUUCAGAUGCUUCGUGAUGAGUUUGAACUGACUAUGGCACUAAGUGGUUGCCGUUCACUUAAGGAGAUAACUCGUGACCAUGUUGUGACAGAGUGGGAUACCCCAAGAAUUGCUCCCAGGUUAUGAGAUGACAUUCGUUCAGCUUGUUUACCUAUAUGGUUGGAGCCUAAGAGGUUUCACAUCAAGAACCUGAUAAUAGUAGGAAAUUUAGAAUGAGCUUUCUUCUUAUUUCAUGCUUCAAUAGAAAACUGUGUUAAAAUCAUAA
This is a messenger RNA of Abrus precatorius (Indian licorice), 1556 nucleotides long. RefSeq names its product (S)-2-hydroxy-acid oxidase GLO1-like. Gene Ontology annotation, cellular component: peroxisome. The transcript is spliced from 12 exons. The record is from RefSeq and is a predicted model, not a curated record. The coding region runs from base 311 to 1417 and encodes 368 amino acids. NCBI's taxonomy places the organism in Eukaryota, Viridiplantae, Streptophyta, Magnoliopsida, Fabales, Fabaceae. Gene Ontology annotation, molecular function: FMN binding; oxidoreductase activity.